AUGAACUUCGAUUAUUCGUUAACGAAAGCUCAAGCAAAGAGUAUUCAUAAUAAUACCCAAUCCCCUAUAUCUAGUACUACACCUCCACAAAAACUAUAUACAUUAACCACAUCACCUCGUAGACAACAUAAGAGGAGUAACUCGGUAGACUUUACCCCUAGAAGAGGCAGUCAUGUAUCGUUAACACAUUCACCAUCAAGUGCUUCAAGCAAAAAUUCAAGCUUGCUUUCAUCACCAAUAUCACAAAACCAAGCACCAACUGAAUCAUUAAUCUCUUCAGCACCUGGAAGAGUUAUUGACUUGGAUAAAAUUACACACGAGUUGAAUAAUAGCGUAAGGAGGUUGAGCGUUGCUAGCUCGCUCAGUCGCAUUCAAGAAAGCACCUUGCAAAAUAUUGUUAGCAAUUCCAACGAUCAAUUGGAACCUAAAUUACCACUAAGCUCAGAGUUAUUGUUGAUGAAGUAUCAAAAUUAUAAUACCGAUGACGAAAUUCUCAGCAUAGAAGAAGAACAAGAUGAAGAAGAGAAGGAAGAACAAGGUAGGGAAGUACUUUCUUUUGACGAAGGUUCCAAAGCAAAGAGUAAUCGCUUACUACGAACAUUUAAUAAAUUAAAGAGAAAUAGUUCAACAUAA
This is a messenger RNA of Hemisphaericaspora subhashii, 633 nucleotides long. RefSeq lists its product as uncharacterized. The transcript has a single exon. NCBI's taxonomy places the organism in Eukaryota, Fungi, Ascomycota, Pichiomycetes, Serinales, Debaryomycetaceae. Bases 1 to 633 code for a protein of 210 amino acids. The record is from RefSeq and is a predicted model, not a curated record.